Messenger RNA from Seriola dumerili (greater amberjack), 1321 nucleotides. RefSeq names its product periphilin 1 (gene pphln1). NCBI's taxonomy places the organism in Eukaryota, Metazoa, Chordata, Actinopteri, Carangiformes, Carangidae. The coding region runs from base 84 to 1187 and encodes 367 amino acids. The transcript has 12 exons. Gene Ontology annotation, biological process: negative regulation of gene expression, epigenetic; negative regulation of DNA-templated transcription; protein localization to heterochromatin. The record is from RefSeq and is a predicted model, not a curated record. Gene Ontology annotation, cellular component: nucleoplasm.
CCGGGAGAGGCUAGGCUAACUAACCAUCAGAGAGAGAUUGUGGUGAAGAUCUUAUAUACUACACAGAAGUCCUUAAGUCAAAAAUGACAUACAGGAGAGACAGGAGCAUACGAGAGGUGUAUGAUGAACGCUUUUUAACAGAGAGACCGGGUCCGUACCCACGAGCAGGAGGAGCGGUUGAAAGGAGGGGCCCCUUUGGCAGGCCAGAGGAUGACUAUGGCCGGGGCGUGUACGAUUACGAAGGAGGUCCCCGCUUUUUCCCAAAUGGCGGUGCCCCCCGAAGUUACCAUGAAGAUCAGAGGGGCUACCACGGAGACGGUCUUCAUUUCCCUGCUGAACGCAGAGCAGUACCACCUUCAAGGAGGGAGGACUAUCCUUACAGAGUACCCAGAGAGGACCCUCACGCAGGACGACCACUGGAGUUUGGCGCCCGAGCACCACCUCCUCAUAGCGUACGAAACCAGGGCAUCUACCCGGCGCCCAGGUCCCUGCCAGAGAGCGGGGAAGACACGCUAGUGCAGGCCAUCCUCAACCUGGACAGAGGGGAGGACAGAGACCACUACAGGAGAAAGGCAGCCCCGUUCCCUCCCCUCAGAGAACGUUCUCCUGUGCGCCGUGAGGUGGCCCGCUCCCCCCACAGUCGCUCCGGUUCCAGCGUCAGCAGCAGAGGCUACUCGCCAGACAGAGCCAAGAGCCUGCCAUUUCCCUCACAGCAAGGCAAGAGUGUGGACGCCCCGGAGGGUCACGUGGGUGUUUCUGAGCACGUUUGGGGAGGACUCUUUCCUCAACAGAGCGGACAUGACACUCUGGACAAAAUUCCUGGCUUGUCAAGAGAAGGCUCUCCACACAGUGCAACGUCAAACAAGGAGGACAACCAUCCGCCAGAAGUAGAAAAAGAGGAACCACCUGUAGCUCCUGUCGUGGAGGAGAGCCAAAAGCCUACAGAGAACUUUCAAGAGCGGCGAGCCCUGGCCAUCGCAGCUAAAGCCCAGGAGAUAGAGAAGGUGUACCGUCAGGACUGCGAGACGUUUGGCAUGGUUGUGAAGAUGCUGGUGGCCAAAGACCCCAACCUGGAGAAGCAGCUGCAGGUUCCUCUCAGGGAGAACCUGGGGGAGAUCCGCGAGCGUUGCCUGGAGGACCUGAAACACUUCAUCAGCGAGCUGGAUGAGGCGAUCCGGCAGCCAUAACCCCUCCGUCUGUGACUCAACCGCUCCAUCUACAUCCCUGAUGGAUUGUGAGUCUGAUCAUGGGAGGAAUGACUGCUGAACGUGAUGAAUAUCUUGGAUACAUUGUGGAUUGCCGGAAUGAAGCUACUCUACAG